ACAAAAUUCAGUAUAUACGGCGAACAGAUUCAUAACACGAAAGAAAUAUACACAUAUACGAGGUGCGUUCACAACAAUUGCCAAGAGAUUUGUUGUUAUUGACAGACUGUUCUGAAAAAUGUCAAGAUUCAAUAUGGAAAAUGACAAUUAUAUUUUAAAAACAAGAUUGGUAUCUCAAAAUCAAAAUGUGAAGUGACAGGAGCGUCAAUUUUUUAUUAAAAUUAAUUCUAAAAUUUUUAGUUUAAGUGUCUAUUUAAUUUUAUGAGGUAAAUUCUGAUAUUUAUAAUUACAUCUUUACCGAACAUGUCUGGACCUGAUGUUCCUGAUGCUAAUAUAAACGGAUACAGUUACGAUGAUUUAAUGGCCAUAGUAAAUUUUCUACAAUCAAAAUUAGUAUCCUUAAAACCUAAAGUGGCCAUUAUCUGUGGAUCAGGUUUAGGAUCCAUAACAGAUAUUAUUGAAAAUCAAAUUUCGCUUCCUUACGAAGAAAUUCCCAACUUUCCAGUUAGUACAGUCGCUGGUCAUGGAGGAUGUUUGGUAUUCGGAAUAUUAUCAAAUGUUCCCGUCAUGUGCUUGAAAGGAAGGUUCCACUUUUAUGAAGGGUAUCCAUUAUGGAAAUGUUGUAUGCCGAUAAGGAUAAUGAAAUUGUUGGGCUGUUCGCAUCUAAUAGUAACAAAUGCAGCUGGAGGAAUUAACCAAAAUUUCAAAAUCGGGGAUGUAAUGCUGAUAAAGGACCAUGUUAAUUUUAUGGGAUUUGCUGGUAACAACCCACUAAGAGGACCUAACGAAGAACGAUUUGGUACCAGGUUUCCAGGAAUGAAUAAAGCUUAUGACAAAGAUUUGAUAAAAGCUGCACUUGAUAUAGCGAAAGGUUUGAAUAUAGAAGAUAAAGUUCAUCAAGGAGUAUAUGCAUCUGUGGGAGGUCCAAAUUACGAGACGGUGGCAGAAUUAAAAUUGAUGCAAACUUUAGGAAUAGACGCAGUGGGGAUGUCAACAGUCCCAGAAGUGAUAGUCGCUAAACAUUCAAAUUUAUCAGUUUUUGCCUUCAGUCUCAUUACUAAUGAAUGCGUACUUGAUUGGGAUUCGCACAAAGAACCCAAUCACGAAGAAGUUUUAAAAGCAACUCAAAAUAUGGAAGUAGUACUCCAGAAUUUCGUCAAACAAAUUAUUGAGUACAUCGGUAAAAUCACAUGCGUUUGUAAACAAUAAAAAUUCAUUAAAUGACCCAUUAUCAAUAAAAAAAAAAAAAAAA
This is a messenger RNA of Diorhabda carinulata, 1252 nucleotides long. Its product is annotated as purine nucleoside phosphorylase-like. Lineage: Eukaryota; Metazoa; Arthropoda; Insecta; Coleoptera; Chrysomelidae. Gene Ontology annotation, biological process: nucleoside metabolic process. Gene Ontology annotation, cellular component: cytoplasm. The record is from RefSeq and is a predicted model, not a curated record. The transcript has 6 exons. Gene Ontology annotation, molecular function: purine-nucleoside phosphorylase activity. Bases 304 to 1209 code for a protein of 301 amino acids.